Messenger RNA from Dissoconium aciculare CBS 342.82, 327 nucleotides. RefSeq lists its product as uncharacterized. NCBI's taxonomy places the organism in Eukaryota, Fungi, Ascomycota, Dothideomycetes, Mycosphaerellales, Dissoconiaceae. Bases 1 to 327 code for a protein of 108 amino acids. The record is from RefSeq and is a predicted model, not a curated record. The transcript has 2 exons.
AUGCAAUUCACUCUCCUCGUCGCUAUCUUCCUCGGCUUGACUAUUGCCGCCCCUGUCCCACAACUCUUCCCCUUCCCAACCAACCAACAAGGUGACGACGACGACGUGACUUCGUCCGACCGAAACCCUUUCGCCGGUCUUCUCAAUGGCGGACAACAGUCCGACUCUGAUGGCGAAGCCAACGCUGUGAGCACCAGCGAAUGCGGCCUUUUCGCCUGUACCUCCGGCUCCGCGGCCUCUGCCGUGAGCGACAACUCCACCGCGGCGUCGUCUAGCUCGAGUUCUACGGAUUACACCAUCAGCAUCUUGAAGAUUAAGAGUGCUUAA